AUGUCUGGCCCGAUAUCCAUCCCCAAGAUUGCCGAUAAAUCUCUCUCGUUGCCCGGUAGCACAGAUUCUCUAGGCCCGAACAACAAAAGCCAUUCAAAUGGCGACACCUCUCACACUCAGCCAGAAACAAACUCCAUCCAAGCCCAAAAAAUCGUGCUCCCAAACGGCGACUCCUACACCGGACCACUCCUCGGGUUUUCUCCUUCGGGCCAGGGAAACUACUCCUGGCCCGACGGGUGCACAUACACUGGCAGCUGGCAAUCCGGUGCUCUCCAUGGGUACGGAAAAGUUCAGUGGCCGUCGGGCUCGAUUUACGAGGGAGAAUUCUCGGGCGGAUACAUACACGGCCCGGGCACAUUUACCCGACCCGAUCUCACCAAAUACGAUGGACGGUGGAGAUUGAAUCUCAAGCACGGGCUCGGCUGCCAAAAAUUCUCGAACGGGGAUAUUCUUGAAGGGUCGUGGAUUCGUGGGACUCCCGAGGGGCUUGUUCGGUAUUUGUGGGCUAAUGGGAAUGAGUACAAUGGGAAUAUGAAGGGCGGGAAAAUGUCGGGGAACGGGACGUUGACUUGGGUCAACGGGGAUACUUACGAGGGAAAGUGGCUAAACGGGCUCAUGCACGGGUUUGGAAUGUACACUUGGGCUGAUGGCGGGGGUUGCUAUAUCGGCACGUGGACUAAAGGAUUGAAAGAUGGGAAAGGCACGUUUUACCCGAAAGGGAGUAAAAGUAAGGCCCCACUCGAUGCUCUGAGAAAACGAGGUCUUUUGUUGUCUGAUUUGAGGAUACAGAAGAACCAGGUCAAUAAUGCCAGGCUGGGAAGGAGGUGGAGUCUUGAGGUGUCGAUCGAGAGGGUGUUGGGGAAUGAAGAGACGUAUGAGGAGGAUGGGGAUGGGAUUAGUACGCCGAUUUUGGAGAGGGAGUAUAUGCAGGGAGUUCUUAUUAGUGAGAUUGUUUUGAGUGAUGUGCUGAUGUCACCAUUGUCGAAAAGGAAGCAAAAGAGGCUCGAGAAAGAUAUUAAGAGGGUGGGCGAACAGAUUAUCAAAGGGCACAGGAGUUAUGAUCUGAUGCUGAGUUUACAGCUCGGGAUCAGAUAUACGGUGGGGAAAAUUACUCCCAUACAUAGACGAGAAGUUAGGGCUGCCGAUUUUGGUCCUCGGGCGAGCUUUUGGAUGAGCUUUCCUAAAGAGGGCUCUCAACUCACGCCUCCACACCAGUCUGAAGAUUUCAAGUGGAAAGAUUAUUGCCCCAUGGUUUUCAGGAAUUUGAGAGAGAUGUUUAAGAUUGAUGCGGCCGAUUAUAUGAUGUCGAUAUGUGGAAAUGAUGCCUUACGAGAGCUCUCAUCUCCUGGAAAAAGUGGCAGCGUCUUUUUCCUAUCUCAGGAUGACCGUUUUAUGAUCAAGACACUGAGAAAAUCCGAAGUAAAGGUUCUGCUACGCAUGCUCCCGAACUAUCAUCUUCAUGUACGCAGAUACGAAAACACCCUCAUAACCAAAUUUUUCGGCUUGCACCGGAUUAAACCUUCCAGUGGUCAAAAGUUUCGUUUCGUGGUAAUGGGAAAUAUGUUCUGCACAGAGCUAAGAAUUCAUCGAAGGUUUGAUCUAAAAGGUUCAUCUUUGGGACGCUCGGUGAACAAAGUUGAGAUCGAGGAGAACACUAUUCUUAAGGAUCUCGAUUUAAAUUACUGCUUCUAUUUAGAACCUUCGUGGCGCGACUCCCUCUUACAGCAGAUUGAAAUUGAUAGUAAAUUUUUGGAAUCACAACGGAUAAUGGACUAUAGCCUCUUGCUCGGUGUUCAUUACCGAGCACCUCAACAUUUACGCUCCAUGAUUCCGUCAUAUAGUCAUCGCAUGCCGGUUGAGGGAGGGUUAGGAAUUGUGGCCGAAGAUGAUGCCACGGAGGAUGAAAUAUCUCCACAGGGGCUCGUCUUGGUGCCACGUGGCGCCGAUGAUAGUAGUGUUGUGGUGGGGUCGCAUAUAAGAGGCAGCCGGUUGAGGGCAACAUCCUCCACUGGAGAUGAGGAAGUUGAUCUCCUUCUUCCUGGUACAGCAAGGCUCCAAAUCCAGCUUGGCGUGAAUAUGCCCGCACGAGCCGAGCACAUACCGGGAAAAGAAGCUUCCAAGAUGUUUCACGAGGCGUACGAUGUUGUCUUGUACUUGGGCAUCAUCGACAUUUUGCAAGAGUACAAUAUGAGCAAGAAGAUUGAGCAUGCUUACAAGUCCUUUCAGUUCGACUCGGUCUCGAUUUCGGCCGUGGACCCCACAUUCUACUCCGAACGAUUUCUCGAGUUCAUUAAGAGGGUUUUCCCGCCAAACGCCGUGGCUGGUUAG
Messenger RNA from Striga hermonthica, 2328 nucleotides. Lineage: Eukaryota; Viridiplantae; Streptophyta; Magnoliopsida; Lamiales; Orobanchaceae. The record is from the annotation of a GenBank genome assembly.